UGUGUCACGUCUUCAAAUUGCUCGAAUGCGUUUGUCUCUAACAAGAAAAGAUACUUAUUUUAUUUCAAAGAACCUUCGGCUAUGUUUCAGUCCUGUAAUGCACUUUGGCUCUUAUUUCGAGCUCUCUUUGGUCGAUAAAUGUAACCGAAAGCCAAUCAGAUUUAUAAGUCAGAGACACUUUAGUCGACAGAUACCGAAUUACGCCUUUCUCUUUUCGUGAUAAGAUACGAAAGCAAGAUUAUUAUAUGCUUGACGCGCGUUAUCAAAAAACACGGCUGUGUUUCGCGUCGAGUAAACACGCAGAGUGAUCUAUUUAUCACCUGACAGACGAGUACAGAUCCGAUAUCGACCAUGCUGCUGUGACGUUCAGCUACGGCCCUGAUCCGCGCGCGCAUGGCGCGUUCUGGCGGCCGGUCGGCGAGCCUCGCAGACGGGCAUUCAGGAAAUGGCCGACAGCAGAGACAGUUUGCCCGAUAGGAUGAUCGUGAAAGACGGGAACCUACACGAUUGCCCGAUCACGGAUCCAGCGUCCGACACGCAGAGCCUAGAGGCAUCAAAUAAUGCCUUUCACGGCCAGAGAACGAAAUUAGACUCCAAGUCCGGAGCGUUGAAGAAGUCCAGCCGCUACCGCAGCCGCUCCUUGUCGGCCAGCAGCACCGACAGUUACAGUUCCGCAUCUUAUACAGGGAGCUCGUCCGAUGAGGAUGACGUGUCGCCGCGCGAGAAGAUCCAGAAGACGGAGAAGGGCUUCACGGACUUCUGCGUGCGUAACAUCAACCAGCACGCCUUCGGCCGCAGGGAGAUCGAGAUCGCCGAGCAGGAGAUGCCCGGGAUCAUGGCGUUGCGGAAGCGCGCCGCCGAUGACAAGCCGCUGAAAAACGCUAAGAUCGUGGGCUGCACUCACAUCAACGCGCAGACCGCCGUCCUGAUCGAGACGCUGGUGGAGUUGGGCGCGCAGGUACGCUGGGCGGCGUGCAAUAUUUAUUCCACGCAGAACGAGGUGGCCGCGGCGUUGGCGUACGCCGAGUAUCCGGUGUUCGCGUGGCGCGGCGAGACCGAGGAGGACUUCUGGUGGUGCAUCGACAAGUGCGUCGCCGCUGAGAAUUGGCAGCCGAAUAUGAUACUGGAUGACGGCGGUGACGCCACACACUUGAUGCUCAAAAAGUACAAUGCCAUGUUUAAAAUGAUUCAAGGAAUUGUCGAGGAGAGCGUAACAGGCGUGCAUAGACUGUACCAGUUGUCCAAGGCAGGUAAACUUGCUGUCCCGGCGAUGAACGUGAACGACAGCGUGACGAAAACCAAGUUUGAUAAUCUUUAUAGCUGUCGUGAGAGCAUUAUCGAUAGCUUAAAGAGAUCCACCGACGUCAUGUUUGGCGGCAAGCAGGUUGUAAUAUGCGGCUACGGGGAGGUCGGAAAGGGAUGCUGCCAAGCCCUCAAGGGCUUGGGCUGCAUCGUGUAUAUCACCGAGAUCGAUCCCAUAUGCGCGCUGCAAGCCAGCAUGGACGGCUUCAGAGUGAUGAAGCUCAAUGAAGUCAUUCGAAAUGUAGACAUUGUUAUUACAGCGACAGGCAAUAAAAAUGUGGUGACGCGCGAGCACAUGGACAAGAUGAAGAACGGAUGCGUGGUGUGCAACAUGGGCCACAGCAACACCGAGAUUGACAUCAACAGCUUACGUACACCUGAUCUAACAUGGGAGAAAGUGAGAUCGCAGGUGGAUCACGUAAUCUGGCCGGAUGGCAAGCGCAUUGUUCUCUUAGCAGAAGGCCGUCUGGUGAACUUGUCGUGCUCGAGUAUACCGUCGUUCGUAGUAUCCAUUACUGCCGCUACGCAAGCGUUGGCCCUAAUCGAAUUAUUCAACGCACCAGCGGGACGGUACAAGAGCGAUGUUUACUUGUUGCCGAAGAAAAUGGAUGAAUACGUCGCCUCGCUGCAUUUACCCACGUUUGACGCGCAUCUGACGGAACUAACGGAUGAGCAGGCAAAAUACAUGGGCCUCAACAAAGCGGGUCCCUUCAAGCCUAACUAUUACCGCUACUAAAAACCAAUGGGCGAGUAAUGUGGCAUUGACUAGCACGUGCGACACUCAUUCAGCAUUACACACCUCUUUACAAGUAUUAAAACAGCCGCCGACAACCCGUCUGCUAUACCGUUCCUUCCCCCUUUCCCCUCCCCCACUUUGUUCCGGUUGGCUUUCUUUUGUCCCACUGACGCCAAGUUUUCUUGUCGUUAAAUCGAUAGAGAGAGACCUUUUAUUUAUGGUUCAACCUUCGUGCAGAUUCGCGCUGCGUGAAUUCCGUUGUUAUUAUCCGUGCUAAUCAUCCGCAAACAAUACGUUAAUAACGUCGUAGUGAACACACACUUGAUCCAACAAUUAUCCAAUAAUCGAUAUUAAGAACGACCAGAGCUAGGCUUAUCUAGCAGAAAGAGGAAACGUCUUUUCAAGAUACACGAGAUACACUCCCGACACGGUGUAUGUGUGUGUGUGUCUCUUGUCUCUUUUUAAAGAUAUUUGUUCCAAGUCCACGUAUUCGCGGUAUUGUGUGCCCAGCCAUAGAUAUAAUUUUAGAUUUGCGAAUCCGAUUAACUUUCAUAACAGUUUUCCUCUUCGAGAUGUGCGAGUGUACAGUCCGUUAUUGUUGAGAUAAAUCGAGAGAAAGAGUGAGAGUGCGAGAGAAAGAAAGAGAGAGAGAGAGAGAAAGACUCUGAAAAAUUGUCAGACUACGCACGCAAAUCGUUGAUCGAAUAUUGUAGAUAAAAACACGAGUGUAUAGUUCGCAAAGCCGGAGAGCCAAUUGGAAUUAUAUCUGUCCAUUAGAUAUACUACGUUCAAUAAGUUUUAACACUAGUUUGUAAAAAAUAAUAACAAAUGUUUUAAAUAAUAUCGACAGAAGAGUAGAUAUUGUAAUGUAAAUCUGCUCCGAGAGCAGAUUUCGUGGGAGAUGCAUUUUUAACCAAAAAACAUAGAAAAAUCACAUCCAACCUCCUAAAAAAUCAUCUUAAGAACAAUAAAAGAAUCAACAAAAA
Molecule: messenger RNA, 3024 nt
Organism: Odontomachus brunneus
Lineage: Eukaryota; Metazoa; Arthropoda; Insecta; Hymenoptera; Formicidae
Product: adenosylhomocysteinase-like 1
Exons: 12
Coding region: 446-2038 (530 amino acids)
Biological process (GO): L-methionine cycle
Cellular component (GO): cytosol
Source: RefSeq, a predicted model, not a curated record